AGGAAAUGCAAGUAUGAUGGUGAGGAAGAUUUCACGAAAGUGUCUUAUUUCAGAGGGUCACCGCCUUGGGGAUUGAAUUUUUGGAAUUUAGAUGAAAGUGUAAAAUAUGGAUAUAGUACCCAAACUGGUUUUUGGUGGAAUCUUAAUAAGAGAGAAAUAUUUGUUAACUCCUCUGCCCCAUUCCCUCCGAUUCUUCCAUCCAUAUACACUGCCUGCUAUGGCUACGUAUUAAGGA
Molecule: messenger RNA, 235 nt
Organism: Acaulospora morrowiae
Lineage: Eukaryota; Fungi; Glomeromycota; Glomeromycetes; Diversisporales; Acaulosporaceae
Source: the annotation of a GenBank genome assembly